Molecule: messenger RNA, 2695 nt
Organism: Musca domestica (house fly)
Lineage: Eukaryota; Metazoa; Arthropoda; Insecta; Diptera; Muscidae
Product: pyruvate dehydrogenase (acetyl-transferring) kinase, mitochondrial-like
Exons: 8
Coding region: 570-1811 (413 amino acids)
Biological process (GO): protein phosphorylation; regulation of glucose metabolic process
Cellular component (GO): mitochondrion
Molecular function (GO): pyruvate dehydrogenase (acetyl-transferring) kinase activity
Source: RefSeq, a predicted model, not a curated record
UGGAUUAGAAUGCUCAGCAAACAUCAUAAUCACCAUUAUUAAACCCAAGCAAAAUCAGACGGUCAGUCAUGGAACAAAGUUAACAAAGCUAUUUAAACAUUUAAACGAGGAACGUUGAAGUUGGAAGAACAACACGAAAAUAUACACAAAAUAAUAAAAAUCUAUCGGACACCUUACCCCCUGCCCGGCAAAACUGGUACGGCUCGACAACACCGCCGUCUGUCUUGUGGAAUACGUGACAUACGAUAUUUUGUGUUGGUGUUGUUUUUUUUCGCACAGACAAGAUCCAAAGUUUUCGACAUCAGCGUUGCAGGCCUGCCUCCCACCUCCAACACAUUAAUUGUUCCAACUUUGGCAAACAUUUGUAUUACAACAAACCUGUCAGCGUCUCUCCUCCAUUCAAGACCUCUAUUCCACUCUGUUUGUUUGCCGAGAAGCAACAUUGUACAGUUUUGUUGUUAUUAAUUAAUUCUACUACUGCUGCUAGUCUACAUCAAAACAAAACUAAAAACAAAAAAAUAUUAAACAAAACAAACGACGACGAUCACAACAACAGAUAAAACGACAAAAUGCGGUUAUUUCCAGUUCGCUUGUCGAGCAUACCAAAAAUGCUCGACUUCUAUUCACAAUUCAAUCCAUCACCGCUCUCUAUUAAGCAAUUCAUUGACUUUGGUCAAAAUGCCUGCGAAAAGAAAUCGUUUAUUUUUCUGCGUAAAGAACUUCCGGUGCGUUUGGCCAAUAUUAUGAAAGAAAUUGCUCUAUUACCUGAUAAUUUACUCAAUACAUGCUCAGUGAGUCAAGUCAGUUCAUGGUAUAUGAAAAGUUUUGAAGAGGUGUUGGAAUAUGAAAAGGCCGAGCCCACACACGAUAAUCUGCAAUCUUUCUGCAGCGCCCUGGAACACAUACGCAAUCGUCACAGUGAUGUUGUUCAAACAAUGGCCCAGGGUGUCAUUGAAAUGAAGGAAACGGAAAAUGGCAAUGUUGAUUCAUCGAUGGAAACCUCAAUACAAUAUUUUCUGGAUCGUCUUUAUAUGUCGCGUAUUAGCAUACGCAUGUUAAUCAAUCAGCAUACUCUCCUGUUCGGUGAAUCAAUGGAACGUCAAGGCCGUCAUGUUGGUUGCUUAGAUCCUGCCUGUAAUAUAUCGGAUGUUGUUAAAGAUGCCUAUGAAAAUGCUCGUUUCCUUUGCGACCAAUACUAUUUGGUUAGUCCUGCAUUAGAAAUAGAAGAACACAACUCAAUGGAUGGUGAGACUCUGCCGAUACGUACCGUUUAUGUGCCAUCGCAUUUGUAUCAUAUGCUCUUUGAGCUAUUCAAAAAUUCCAUGCGUGCUGUUGUUGAACAUCACGAUCAGGAUAAAUGUGAGACGCUGCCACCGUUGAAAGUGUUGAUUGUGCGUGGCAAAGAAGACAUUUGUGUUAAGAUCUCAGAUCAGGGUGGCGGUAUUCCACGUUCACAAACUGAUCAAUUGUUUAAGUAUAUGUAUAGUACGGCUCCCCAGCCAUCUAAAUCGGAUUUACACACCGUUCCUUUGGCCGGUUAUGGCUAUGGUUUGCCCAUAUCACGUUUAUAUGCCCGUUACUUCCAUGGCGAUAUUGUUUUGUUGUCAUGUGAAGGUUAUGGCACUGAUGCCAUUAUCUAUUUGAAGGCUUUAUCUGACGAGGCUAACGAGUUGCUGCCAAUUUUCAAUAAGACAAGUUCGAAGUUCUACAGAGCCACAGUGCCCACCGGUGAUUGGUCCAAUCAGAAUUCCGAUAUGAAUACACGACAAAUGAAUGCAUCAGGACCGAAACGUAUAAAUGGAGCCCUGUAAGAUAUGGAGAACUAAUGUCCAUGGCCAAUAGGACAUCACCGAAGCAGCACAGGCUGUUUGCAAUAACAAUAAUAACAACCAUAACAGCAGCAGCAAUGACACCAAAAGCUCAACAGCACUCGCUCUUGCCUCCCUCCUCCCCAUAGGGAUGUAAUUAUUCGUAAAUACUGAUUGAAUUAAAAAAUCAUAUUCUUGAAUCCCAAACAACUCUGCGGACCCCAAACGACAACAGUAUGACGACGAUAUGUAACAUUUCUAGCACAAAAAACAACAAACAAAAAAAACUUAGCUUUUAGUCCUAAAAAAAAUUAAAUAAAAAAUCGAUAUCAGGAAACCAACCGAGUAUUUUGUAUGGAAAUCUUUAUGUUCUACACAAAUGAGACUCAAUAAUAUUUACUAAAGUUACACAAACAUUUAUUUAAAAAUAUUGUUACUAUUAAGAAAUAGAUUACUAAAAUUAACUAACAAAUUUGCUUUAAACACAAAAUGGUGUUGUAGUUUUGUAAUUGUUUUGUGUGUCCUUGAUUAUUUGUGGUUUUCUUAAUUUUUAAGCAAAGAAAAUGAAACUAGUGUUGUGUAGAGAAAAAAAACAGAAGAAAAAAAUAAAAAAGCAAAAAUCGAUAUCAGGAAACCAACCGAGUAUUUUGUAUGGAAAUCUUUAUGUUCUACACAAAUGAGACUCAAUAAUAUUUACUAAAGUUACACAAACAUUUAUUUAAAAAUAUUGUUACUAUUAAGAAAUAGAUUACUAAAAUUAACUAACAAAUUUGCUUUAAACACAAAAUGGUGUUGUAGUUUUGUAAUUGUUUUGUGUGUCCUUGAUUAUUUGUGGUUUUCUUAAUUUUUAAGCAAAGAAAAUGAAACUAGUGUUGUGUAGAGAAAAA